This is a messenger RNA of Fulvia fulva, 399 nucleotides long. RefSeq lists its product as uncharacterized. Gene Ontology annotation, molecular function: transcription coactivator activity. Lineage: Eukaryota; Fungi; Ascomycota; Dothideomycetes; Mycosphaerellales; Mycosphaerellaceae. Gene Ontology annotation, cellular component: SAGA complex; nuclear pore. The transcript has a single exon. The record is from RefSeq and is a predicted model, not a curated record. Gene Ontology annotation, biological process: positive regulation of DNA-templated transcription; mRNA export from nucleus. The coding region runs from base 1 to 399 and encodes 132 amino acids.
AUGUCUGGCAACGAGGUGAAGAAGGUCACCGUCAACGGCACCGCAGCCGCCUACAAUCCAACCACACAGGAUACCAUCAUGAUGGCCUUGCUGCAGAACGGCGGCGUGGCGCGCAUACAACGCACCUUUCAGGAGCGCCUUGACGAGACUGGAUGGACGCAGGCUCUGCGCACAUACGUGGAGAAUAUGUUCAGGAGCGGCGAGGUCACCACGUAUGACCAGGCUCUGAAGAAGGUCAGCGAUCGCAUAUCGCUGCAGGGCGCUGAGGACGAUACCAAGAGCAACGGCGUCAAUGGAGUAGGGGGUGCCUCAGAUCUGACCAUACCACGAGAGGCAGCGAAUGAUGCCGCCGAGAGUGUGAAGAAGGAGCUGGCGCAAGUGGUGAAGAUCGAGAAGUGA